Bipolaris oryzae ATCC 44560 is the source of this 828-nucleotide messenger RNA. RefSeq lists its product as uncharacterized. The transcript has 2 exons. NCBI's taxonomy places the organism in Eukaryota, Fungi, Ascomycota, Dothideomycetes, Pleosporales, Pleosporaceae. Bases 1 to 828 code for a protein of 275 amino acids. The record is from RefSeq and is a predicted model, not a curated record.
AUGACUUCCUCAACAAGAACCGUUCUACUUGGCUUAGCCACCACCAUCGUGUCCGCCCAGUUCGGACCUGGUCCUGGCGAUAGAUGGAGCCCUGGAUCGAGUGAUGAAUGGAGCUCUGGGUCCUAUGGAGGCGGGGGUGAUGACGCCAACAGCGACUACGCCACACAAUACGGCAGUGAUGGUGCAAAUGGCGGCUUCACAAACACGGAUUCAGAAUCGCGCCGCAAAAUGAUCACAGCACAUGGUGUCCUCGCCGCCCUCGCCUUCGUCCUCUUCUUCCCCCUCGGCUCGAUCCUCAUCCGCCUAGGUACUUUCCGUGGUCUCUGGAUCGUACAUGGCUUGUUCCAGCUCUUCGCCUACACCGUCUACCUCGCUGCCUUUGGCAUCGGUGUGUGGAUGAUCAACGAUAUGCCUGUGAGCCUAUUGGACAACUACCACCCCAUCAUUGGCAUCAUCGUCUUCGUCAUGCUCUUCUUCCAGCCCAUUCUUGGCUUCAUCCACCACCUCCAGUACAAGAAGUAUACUUGCCGGACGGUAUGGUCCCAUUGCCAUCUUUGGCUAGGACGCAUCCUCAUUACGCUUGGCAUGAUCAAUGGCGGUCUUGGCCUCUUGCUUGCCUCUGGUGCGCCCGCAUUCACUGGUAUUGCUGCUAGCCGUGGCCAGAUGAUUGCGUAUGGCGUUGCUGCGAGCAUCAUGUGGGUGCUGUGGGUUGUCUCGGCUAUCUACGGGGAGAGGAGGAGUGCAUUGUCGAGAAAAGCGGCGCUGAAUAAGGAAGUGGGAAUUCCAGAGCAGCUUAGACAUAUUCCUCACAAGGGAGCUUACGCCUGA